This is a messenger RNA of Fomitopsis serialis, 1710 nucleotides long. RefSeq lists its product as uncharacterized. The transcript is spliced from 7 exons. The record is from RefSeq and is a predicted model, not a curated record. The coding region runs from base 1 to 1710 and encodes 569 amino acids. NCBI's taxonomy places the organism in Eukaryota, Fungi, Basidiomycota, Agaricomycetes, Polyporales, Fomitopsidaceae.
AUGGGCGCGCCCCUCGUCAAGCUCAACGAGACCGAGAUCGCGGUGUCGCAUCAACCCACCCCGCCAUCAUACUACUGGAGCGAUAUCAUGGACACCCACGGUGAGCGGAGGUAUCCCGGCCUCAUGGCCGUCCACGUCCUCUCCAUGGGCCUUGCCUUCUUCGGCGCCCUUCCAGUAGGCAUCGCACUGCGCUCCGUCAAAUCCGCAUGGCACCCAGUCACAGUGAUCCUUUUCUAUGCCUUCACCACGAUCGGUGUCGGCGCGAGCAUGCUAUAUCGCAAACUGACUCCGGACAUGUAUGACGGCGAACGGCAUUCGUCUCAAGGCUAUGGUUGGCUGUUCUUCGCUGCGGCGCUGUCCGUGGUAGAUACCCUCGCCAUCAUCCUUCGUGCAUGGCACUACUUCGAGAGAUUCAGCAUCAACUCAACUUGGAACACCGUCAUCCUCGGACGAGAUGAGCCGUCGGUCCAUCUUUCAUCCGAGUACACCAACUUGGUCGCAGAGGAUGAGCUCGAGGCCGCCGAGCUGAAAACGAGGGACAUCGAGUGCGAGGACUCCGAGUCGGAAACGCUCCAUGGGCGCCGGAACCAGUCGAUGCAACCCAUUCGCACGAUCUUCGACGCCCAGGAUAGCGAGCACGAGGAGACCGCCCAGUGGGCGAACAACGUCACGCGUCACGCACGUCAGGCAUCCUACCCACAUUCGGCGGCUUCCGAGCGUACGCUCUUCGGUCCUCGCUCUCCGCGCGACUCCGACGACACUCUUCACGUCCCUGGUCCGUGGUACGCUACCGAGAACAGGGCAUGGCUAUUGAAGAAGAUUGGUCGCGCGGCAUUUGGAACGUCAGAGCGGGUGCUGGUCUUUGCCGGCUUCAUGCAGUUCCUGACGGGUAUUAAUUGGGUUAACGGUUGUCUUGCUCACCUGAUCAAGGGCGGCAUCUUCUGGUGCUACGGCCUGGUCACGUUUGCGCGGUACCUUGGUUCUUUCUCUGAGCUCGGGUGGGCGUGGAAUCGCGCGCCUGCAGGUAACUACCCUUCCGCCGAAUUCGUCGAGUCGUCUGUCGUCUUCGUGUACGGAAUCACGAACACUUGGAUGGAGCGCUUCGGUGCUCAGCCGGGCGAUCCGUACACCACCAAGCAGGUGCAGCAUAUCAGUAUCGCGGUUAUGUUCUGGUUCGCGGGUCUCAUCGGCAUGGGCAUUGAGAGCAAGAGGAUCCGGCGGUGGCUUGCGGCGGGCAGCACAGCUGCGAUAGGCGCGACCCUCGGCCAAGAGGCGGUGGCAGAGCCUCCGAGCUAUGCGGGGAGCUUCAACCCGUUCCCGGCGCUGUGCAUCGGCAUUACUGGCGCAGCGAUGUCCGCACAUGCACAGACGUACCUCUUCCAGGUCCAGAUCCACAUGCUCUGGGGCUACCUCCUGAGCGGGUUCGCCGUCCUGCGGUGCUUGACCUACUUCUUCGUGUGGCUGGGCCCCCCACGGAGCAUCCUGCCCAGCCGUCCGCCGACGGAGGCGCUCGCGAGCUUCCUGCUGGCGUGCGGCGGGCUGAUGUUCAUGUUCUCGACGGAGGAGGUCACGAUCGCGGCGAUGCGCCAGGGCCACGAUGACGUCAUGAUGUUCUUGAACGUCGGCGUCGCGGUUACGUGCCUGGCGUUCUGCUGGGGCUGGCUCAAGAGCCGCACGCAUGCUGCGGUCAAGUUCCACGCGUCGGCGUGA